Messenger RNA from Cetraspora pellucida, 330 nucleotides. The record is from the annotation of a GenBank genome assembly. NCBI's taxonomy places the organism in Eukaryota, Fungi, Glomeromycota, Glomeromycetes, Diversisporales, Gigasporaceae.
AUGACAAUCCAAAUUCAACUUAAAGUUCUUGGAUUUGGCUAUAUAUCACAUUAUUCAGAUUUGAAUGUUUUAGAAAAUCUGAAUGUUUUACAGAAUUGGCUUUUAGAUAAUAAUAUUAAGAAAAUUGUUCAUCAUGCUUAUAAACAAGCCAUUGUGUUAGCCAGAGACAUUCUUAAGAUGAUAUUAAAUACUUGGAUUUAUAACUUUAUAACUAUUUCAAAUAAUGAUAAAAAUGAAAUCAGAGAACAACCUACUGAACUUCAAAGGAAUAAUAAUUUACAAACAGAAAGUAUUUUUAUAUCAAUAGCAGCUGCAGAAGUUAGUACUUAA